AUGGCAACUCACGAUCUACUAACCAAUCCCCUCGCCGUUCGCAAUCCAAACCCUCUAAAUCUAAUCCCCUACUCCGUAGCAACAGGCAUCUACUCUCCCGAAGGAAAAGACGUCUACAUAACCCACGCCAACAUCCACCCCCUCACACACGUCCCCGGAAUCCCCUCCCCAUACAGCCAAGAACAACUCGAGCAACGCGCCCUCUACAUCAGCGGCAUCCCACCCGAAUGGCAAACCCCCGCUUUCCGCCGCAUCUUCCAGAUCUACGGCACCGUGGAAAAAUGUCCCGUUAUCUUCGAUCUGGCUUCGCAGUCUACCUUUCGCUUUGUCGUUAUGAAUACGAGGGAGGAGUGUCGGAGGGCGAGGGAUUCAGUACAUGGGUUUGUGUUGGAGAGACAUGUGAUUUUUACGGCGGAGGCGUUGCCUUCGAGUUCGUUGCUGAGACUUUAUUCGUUGGGUUUGAAUACUUUGGGUUUGGAUACGCCGGAUUCGCAAAUUGAUGGUGAUCGGGAAGAUCGAAAAGAUGGAGGUGAAGUUCAACUCGGUGAUUUGGAUAUCAAUCAGGAAAAUAUCGUAAUUAAUAAUCCAUAUAUAUAUGGUAGUGGAACAAUCGAUCAAACACCAAUGACGCAUCGUCAUCCAUCUCCUCCUCAAAUCAAAUUACCCACCGUCUCGGUACAGGAAGUCGAAACGGAAAAUGAAUCUCAACCUUCAACUCGCAAACACAGACCUGCACCCUUAAAUCUAACAGGUUUAACCAACAAAUCCACUCGACGGAUUUCUCCCCUCUUACCGCCGCAAUCUCCCUUCCCAACCCAAACGAACUUCCCCUCUAUCCCCGAAACUAAUGAAGAUCCCCAUUCCACAACCACAACCACAACCACAACCACAUCCCCCACACCCACCCCCACCCAACCCACCUUCCAAACCCAAGCCAACACCUGGGCCGCAAUCGUCAGCUCCGCCUCCCCCUCGCACCAAAACGUCGAUCUCCACCCCAGCACUCCCCGCAGCGGCCGGCGCCUCACAAGCAUCGGACGAAUCCCCACCCUCCCCAUCCUAAAACCCACCACCCACGAACCACUCACCCACCAAUCCCGCGUCAUCCUCAUCCUCAACAUCCCCCCCACUCUAACCCUCACCGACAUCAGCAACGCCGUCCACGAAGGCCCCAUCGUCUGUAUCCGCUUCGGCAUCGACACUGACACUUCCCUCCGCUUUUCCGGCAUCGUAUUCCAACACGCGCAGGACGCACACAUGUUCUACGAUAUCUUGCGCGCCGAACACGAAAAUCGCACACCGGUGCGUUUUCGCUUUCUAGCUGACGCAGUAAGAGGAGAUCCCUUCCCGAUAAAUGAAGAUAUUCUCGCCAUGGGCGCACCAACUUACGCAUCACGUCGCCUAACUAUCGUAAAAAAAGCAUUUUUUUUCGCCUUUACGGGAAAAAAUCUACAGACGCUUUGUGAGAAGGAAGUAGGGAGGGAGAAUGUCCAAUUGGUAUUUGUGUAUAAUGGGGGGAAUGCGACGGUGGUGUUUGCAGAGGUGAGAGCGGCGAUUAAGAUGAAAGCGAGAUUGGAGAGGUUGAGGGAGGGUGCAGGGAAUGGGUCGACGUGUUCGAUUUAUGAGGGUUUGCAGGUUUCGUUUUCGAAGGAUCCGUGUGAGUUGGAGGGGGGAUUGAAUUUGCAGGCGGCGGAUGGGUAUCAUGCUUAA
Molecule: messenger RNA, 1710 nt
Organism: Sclerotinia sclerotiorum 1980 UF-70
Lineage: Eukaryota; Fungi; Ascomycota; Leotiomycetes; Helotiales; Sclerotiniaceae
Exons: 1
Coding region: 1-1710 (569 amino acids)
Biological process (GO): nervous system development; regulation of alternative mRNA splicing, via spliceosome
Cellular component (GO): cytoplasm; nucleus
Molecular function (GO): mRNA binding
Source: RefSeq, a predicted model, not a curated record